This is a messenger RNA of Aspergillus ibericus CBS 121593, 4344 nucleotides long. Its product is annotated as putative multidrug resistance-associated protein. The transcript has 12 exons. Lineage: Eukaryota; Fungi; Ascomycota; Eurotiomycetes; Eurotiales; Aspergillaceae. The coding region runs from base 1 to 4344 and encodes 1447 amino acids. Gene Ontology annotation, molecular function: ABC-type transporter activity; ATP hydrolysis activity; ATP binding. Gene Ontology annotation, cellular component: membrane. The record is from RefSeq and is a predicted model, not a curated record. Gene Ontology annotation, biological process: transmembrane transport.
AUGCCUUCAACCUGUAUCGCGAACAGCGACAACUACUUUGGCCCGCGCGUAGACCCAAAUUGCCGCCGAUUCGAUUUCACCCUUUUGUUCGAAGAUGCCUUCUUCGCGAUCCUCCCCGCAGCUCUUUUCACCCUGCUGCUACCGGCUCGACUGCAGAUGCUGCGAAGAGCCCCGGUCAAAGUGACCACGUACCGACUGGCUGUAUACAAGACGAUCUGUCUAGUCACCAUUUUCACACUGCAGAUAAUCUACACUGUAUACCACCUUCGCACACCUGUCCUGCACACGCGACUCGCCACCACCUCCGACAUCCUAACCAUCAUCGCCACCGCAGCCGCAACCUUCCUCUCCGUGAUCGAGGACCAGUGCUCCAUCGAGCCGUCCAAUCUACUUGUAGUCUAUUUCUCCGCCCUGACCCUCCUCGACAUCCCCCGACUCCGCACACUAUGGCUCAUCCCAGGAGCAGAUAUCUGCCGGGGGCUAUUUACCACGAUCUACAUUCUAACUGUGAUCGCUCUAUUUCUCGAAUCCAUGCGAAAGCUCAAGAUCUUGCGAACUGUUUACCAGAACGUGACCACGGAACAGGUAAUUGGCUUCUGGGGCCGCAGUUUCUUCGUCUGGGUGACGCCGUUGUUUCGAGCCGGGUUCUCUGAUAUUCUUUCGGUAGAGGAUUUACCGCCGCCAGAUGAGGAUUUGCGAGGUGAUGCGGCACGACAGAAACUGGAAGAAGCCUGGGUAAGAUCGAAGGGGAAUCGCCGACUGCUCAAGGCCGUCUUUCGUGCUUAUAUGUGGCCCACUCUGUCAAGUAUGGUACCGCGUUUGGCGCUGAGUGCGUUUACCUUCUGUCAGCCUUUUUUGAUCACUUCGGCGGUGGAUUAUUUUGAGAAGGAUUCGACGGCGGAGAUUAAGCAGUAUGGGAAAGCGUUAGUGGGCGCUUUUUUCCUGGUGUAUUUGGGGAUUGCGAUUUCGACGGCUGUCUAUUGGCGUCAGGUGUAUCGGUUGAUUACUACAGUUAGAGCCGGGUUGAUUUCGAUGAUUUAUCAUCAGACUACUCGCUUGUCGGGCAAUGAUGUGAAAGACACGGCGGCGCUUACGUUGAUGGGCACGGAUGUGGAGCGGAUAGGCAAUAGCCUGAGAUUAAUCCACGAGACAUGGGCGUCGAUUGUAGAGGUGGGUGUGGCUCUGUAUCUUUUGGAGCGUCAGAUAUUUCUCGUCUGUCUGGUACCUGCUGUCAUUACAGUUGUCUGCAUUCUCGGAACACGUCCAAUCUCCUCCCGCAGUGGAAGUGCCCAGAAAGCGUGGGUCGAAAAAGUCCAAACACGAGUCGCCGUUACAUCAGCCAUGCUGAGUGACAUGAAAGCCGUCAAGAUGCUCGGUCUGACAGAUGUGCUCUUCGAUCUGGUGACCAAGCUGCGAAAAGCCGAGUUGGAAACGUCUUCCCGCUUUCGCAAGCUAUUCAUUUCCAUGGUGGUGCUAUCCAAUAUUCCGCUUGACUUUGCGCCGUACGCUACGUUCGCUGUAUAUGCUAUCAUCUCGGUGGUUCGGAAUGAUCGGUCUCUGUUGGCUUCGCAGGCGUUCACUUCGCUGUCGUUGAUCUCGCUGUUGACGUCGCCGUUGGUGACUUUUGUCCGGGCAGUUCCUCAACUGGCCCAGUGUGGGGGGAGUGUUGAGCGGAUUGAGACAUAUUUAGAAAGGGAGCCGGCUGCUGUUGGUCAGCAAUCACCAGCAUCCUCUUCUACUGGGAUUCUUAGUUCUCAACCUCAAGCUGUGGAACUUACUACUCAUGCCAGGGCACAGUCGUCAGACGCCUUGGUUUCGUUCAAUGGUGUGGAUAUCGCAUGGACACCUGAUACCGAGCCCGUGCUCAAGAACCUUCAUCUGGAUAUCAAACGGGGAAUUACCAUGAUCAUCGGGCCCGUCGGGUCGGGAAAGUCGACGCUUAUUGAGAGCAUCUUGGGAGAGACAGUAAUACAAGGAACCACAAAUGCACCGCUUUCCAAUAUUGCAUACUGUCCCCAGAAGCCCUGGAUCGUCAACCACACUAUCCGCCACAACAUCACCGGUGGAACAGAGUUCGAUUCGAAGUGGUAUGGGUUCUGUGUCUCGGCAUGUGGUCUGGAAGAUGACCUGAUGAGUAUUCCUGGUGGCGAUUUGCACAUGGCUGGCAGCGAUGGGGUUUCGCUGAGUGGAGGUCAAAAGCAACGAGUGGCUCUCGCACGCGCACUCUACUCCAGACAUCCGAUUCUCCUGCUCGAUGAUGUCUUUAGCGGUCUGGAUCCCAAGUGCACCAGCCACAUAUCAUCCGCGCUGUUCGCUCAAACCGGGUACCUUCGUGAAGCAGGGAUCUCGGCUAUCCUGGCGACUCAUACUCAGUCUCUGAUUCCAUACGCCGAUGAGAUUAUUGUCCUCGACAAGGGCGUUACUGCCAGGGGGUCUUAUCAUGACAUCUUGGCCAGGACACCGGAUAUAGCCGCAAAGUCUCUGCUGCAUACGAAUGAAGCGGCUAUCAGUGCGGAUGGUGCUCGGAUGGGGCAUACAACCGCCCAGACAACCACGGUUCAAGAUAGUCAGACACAAAAACCCGACUUCUCUCGCCGUGAUGGCACCUGGGACGUGUACAGAUACUAUGCUAAAAGCGCCGGCCUCCGCGUCACCAUUGGCUUUAUGACCUGCUCACUGGUUUCAACUUUCCUGAAGAACUUUUCAACUCUGUGGAUCGAAUGGUGGUCCGAAUCCAACGCGAAAGAUCCAAAUGGCCGAGUUGGGUUCUAUCUCGGACUGUAUACAGUGUUUGCAGUUCUGAAUGCUUCUGGUCUUGCCAUAGCCUGCUAUCUCCUCUUCAUGAAAGCCAUCAACGGAACAGCGCUAGGACUCCACACCGACCUCCUCACCGCAACCCUCAACGCCCCAUUCAGCUUCUUCCAAGCAACCGACACCGGCACCCUAACCAACCGCUUCACCCAAGACAUGGACCUCAUCGACAUGACUCUUCCCAUCUGCCUAAUCAACAGCUUCGGAAACGGCUCCUCCACCGUCAUCAAACUAAUCAUCCUCUGCGCCGUGGGCAAAUACAUGGCCGCCACCUUCCCCAUCCUCAUCACCACCUUCAUCCUCAUCCAAUCCUACUACCUCCGCACCUCCCGGCAAGUCCGUCUUCUCGACAUCGAAGCGAAAUCACCCCUCUACACACACUUUACCGAAACCAUCAAAGGGAUCUCCACGAUCCGUGCGCUUUCCUGGCAGGAUGUCUUCCAAAUAGACCUCGAACAGAAACUCAACCAUUCCCAACGACCAUUCUACAUGCUCUUUUGCAUACAGCAAUGGCUUAACCUUGUUCUGAAUUUGGUUGUUACCGCUAUGGCGGUUAUAUUGCUGGCUAUUACCACUUCGAUGAAAGAGAAAUUCAGCGCGGGAGCUAUCGGAGUCGCGCUGAAUAUGGUUCUAUCGUUCAAUCAGGAGAUUGUUCGGACUGUGCAAUCGUGGACUCAGCUGGAGACGUCGAUUGGGGCUGUAGCCCGUGUGCAGAAGUUUCAGGAGGAGACGCCGGCGGAGGGGGUUGGGUUGCCUGUACCGCCGGUAUAUGAGUGGCCGUUCGAGGGGAGGGUGGUGUUUGAGGGUGUUACGGCGGGAUACAAGGAUACGUCGGUGCCUGUCCUCAAGGAUAUUUCCCUGACCGUCUCCCCCGGCGAAAAACUAGCCAUCUGUGGUCCCUCCGGAAGCGGCAAAACAUCCCUCAUUAUGGCUCUUCUUCGAAUGAUCGACUUCCAAGGGGGGCGGGUGACCAUCGAUGGUCGGGAUCUAGCAUCGUUCGAACCAAAAGAUAUCCGUUCCCGAGUCACGGUCAUCCCCCAAGACCCGUUCUUCAUGCCCGGUACCGUACGGUUUAAUCUCGACCCGCACGGGGGCGCAUCCAACGAAGCGAUCGAGUCUGCUCUUCAAAAGGUCGGACUUAGAGACCGUAUCCCCAGUCUCGACAGCGCGCUAAAUGCGCAUGACUGGUCCGGGGGAGAAAGACAGUUACUUGCGUUGGCGCGGGCGUUGGUGAUGUCCAGUCGGGUAUUGGUGCUGGAUGAGGCGAUGAGCAGUGUGGAUGGGGAAACGGAAAAGCUGAUGCACGGGGUUAUUGAGAGGGAGUUUGCACGUCAUACCGUGAUUGCUGUGAUGCAUCGGCUGCAGUAUGUUGAUCGGUAUGAUCGGGUGGUGGUGCUCAGGCAGGGAGAGGUGGUUGAGUGUGAUAGCCCUACCUCCCUGCUGGCUCGGGAUACGGAGUUCAGAAGACUCUAUACAUCUGUCUGCAGUCCCUACAGUCCUUCCCUUGCUACACCCCAGCCAGUUCUAUCCUAG